Molecule: messenger RNA, 1407 nt
Organism: Hippoglossus stenolepis (Pacific halibut)
Lineage: Eukaryota; Metazoa; Chordata; Actinopteri; Pleuronectiformes; Pleuronectidae
Exons: 4
Coding region: 90-1340 (416 amino acids)
Source: RefSeq, a predicted model, not a curated record
AUGCUGCCUCUCUGCUGGACACACAUGUGCACAGCAAGUAACUCCAGGGUUGGUGGACUACUGUUGCAUUGACCAGGCUGUAUGCAGAAAUGACUUGUGCAAUUCAUUUGAUGACCUUCUGGCUGAUUUGUUUGUUUCAAGCAGAGCAUGUACGCUGUUUAUGGGCCACACAAACUCAGGGCUCCCAGAGACCAAGCGACAACGCAUAUGUUGGGUUCUCGCGACAGGACAGUGGUCCACGAAGAGAUGGUGGCAGCAAUCCCCAGAAUAAAUUCAGACAGGCCUCCUUUUCUCCACACUCGGCCCAGAGCAGUAGCCUCAAUCCAGGGCCUGCCGUUAACCGUGAUUAUGAUCGGGGGUUUUCCAGCAGUGGCUACACACAAACUGUUUCACAGCCAGCUCACAGUGGCUACGCUUCAGUCAGGUUAGUGGAGAGCAGCCCUGUGUCAAAUCCCAAUUGGAAAACGACAGACCCCAAGCGGGUAAAUGCUAAAGGUAUUCUGGGCCUCUCUACUUCUAUCAUUAGUGGAAGUGCUAUGAGUAAGCACAGUCAAAAACAGAAUAGCCUCAGUGCUAGAACUCGGCCCACUCAGCAGGGUACACAGCGUACUAACCAGCAUCUGUCCAGAAAUUCUGCGUCUGCUCAGAGUCCAACCUUCUCUGCACAAGCGAACUACCCUCCAUCUUCAAAGUCUUCUAGCCUGUUUAGUGCAGGUGCUCCUGUGCCAGAACACGGCUCUGUACGGAAGUACACCUCAGCCACUGUCCGUGCUCAACGAGUGUCUUCACAGUCUAAUGAUGCAGCAUCUAAACCCUCUAGUUUUUCAGUCCCUCAAAAUGACAGAAUCAGAAAUGACCCCAGCCAGGCCGCUGAUCGGUUCAAGAGCAAGAUGUUUACUGUGACCGGAGGAUCUGCCCAAGGAGACUACGCGCCUGCUUCCAGCAUGGCCUCAAGUUAUCCCCAGUCUGCAUUUGCGCCACGCAGUCUAGGCGGGAGCCAGGGCUUGAACUAUGACCCCAGAUACACCUCGGCUGAGAUGCCCAGCCGAACCCGCCCUGCGUCGUCGCUGUGGAACACCAGAACCCAGGGAGGAGGUGGCUUCCGUGUCACGGGGCGCUCUUCUCAGCAGUUCGCCCCGACCAUAAUCCACAGCAUCCCUAAUCGCCUCGGCGGCUCGCCCAUCAGGAGGCUGAAGGGGUCAUCUGACCAGAAGCAAGUUUUCCAGACACCACAGCUGAAAUACACGGCUCCCUCACAGCAGACUGCGUCCUACAAUCCACAGGGUCAGAGUGUUCAACCAGAGAGCAAAUGGAAGAUGGUCAGCAGGCUGCAUCAGUGACAUGAGCAGAUGCAGCAGGAUGCCAAGUCCCUGGUGUAGUGUUUUUGGAAUAAAUUAUUAAUUUAAA